AAGACAUUUAGGUGAUAGUGUCACGGGAUGCAAUUCAGCAACUAGCAUAGAUACACUAAUGAACGGUCACCGGUAACAGUGGUAUACAGUCAGUGGUCGUUUGGGAUGAAGCAGGCAAAUCUCUGUCCAUGCACUACUGGCGAAAACAUGACCAAUAGACUGACACGCCAACACCAAAGAGUGGGAAAGAACAUUGGCACGCAGGUUAUUUCUGGGCUUCCAACUUUUUGCCCUGAAAUGUGGCUAGAAGAUCGGCAUGGCGUUGAACUACGCAAUCACACUACAGGCAAAGUUUUUGUCGACAAACUAUUUCUCAAAAACAUUUGCGAAGGGCCAUGCUCCGAACAAGAAGUUUGCGCCAGCAGCCGAAUGGUCUCCCGGCAAGUCCCUGAUAAUUAUAAACGGCCAAAAGAAAAAGUUUUGCAACAAGCAAAGGAGUUCCUUGAUGGAUUCUUUCGCAAUUCAAAAAAAUUUGGCUCCGAGGAACAUAUCAGCCGAUUGCUUGAAGUUCAUAAAGACAUCGAGGAUACAAGUAGGUAUCACUUGACGUACGAUGAGCUGGUGUACGGAUGUGGUAUGGCUUGGCGCAAUGCUCCACGCUGUGUCGCAAGGGUACAAUGGUCAACGUUGAAGGUUUUCGAUGCUCGACAUGUACAGACAGCUCAAGAAAUGUUCCACAGCAUUAUCGAACACAUCAAUUACGCAACAAAUCAAGGUCGUUUACGCUCAGUUAUAACCGUCUUCCCGCCCCGCACUGACGGCCAGUCCGAUUUUCGUGUCUGGAACAGCCAAUUGAUCAGCUAUGCUGGUUACCGAAAUCCGGAUGGAACAAUAAAAGGAGACCCUUCUAAUGUCCAAUUCACCGAGCUUUGCCUUUCUUUGGGAUGGCAGAUAGAACAGACAACUCGUUUCGAUAUUCUUCCACUUGUUCUACAAGCUAAAGGACUGCCACCCGAAAUAUUUGUCAUUCCAGACGACGUGGUACUUCAAAUUCCUCUUGCACAUCCAUCGGGGAGGGAAGGAGUUUUUUGUGAUCCGCAACGCUACGACAUAUCCGAGACAGUAGCUAGUAAAAUGGAACUGGACACGAGUAGUCACACAACACUUUGGAAAGACACGGUUUUACUGGAGGUGAAUAAAGCGGUGCUCUACAGUUACCAAAUGGGGGUAAACGCCAAUAUGUCGUCGUCGAUUUCGCCACUGUUUGACUGCAGGAAAUGGAUUCAACAUUUCCCGAAACCAUCUUUCGAAUAUCAAACGGCGGCAUGGUCCAAUACCCCCAAAAAGUUGGCGGUAAAACAGAUUGCAAAACGUACACCAAAGUUUAGAGCAGUAAUGAUAGCUGUCCGGCUCUGCAGUUACCUGUAUCAUUCCCGUUGGUUAAAACGACCUAAAGUGGUUCUGCUAUUUGCUUCACAAUCUGGAAAAGCAGAAAAUUUUGCAACAAAAGCAUUCGUCAAGUUCAAGUCUCUUUUCCAAGCUAAGCUGUACUGCAUGGCUGACUACGAUAUUAACCAGUUGCAAGACCAGCACGCUACGAUUGCAAUAGUUUCUACCUUCGGAGACGGAGAGGCCCCUAGCAACGGGGAUGAAUUCAAAAAGAGCUUGGUUAAAAUUAAAGAAGAAAACUCAAAAAUCCGAUUCGUUAACAAAUCCUCUUGCUUUGCUGUUCUAGGUCUGGGUUCAACAGCUUAUCCAAACUUUUGUGCUUUCGGGAAAUUUGUCGAUAAUAUAUUUCAAGAACUGGGUGGCACCCGCUUGUUGGCACUCAACUGCGCUGACGAACUAAAUAACCAAGAAAAAGCUUUCCAAACCUGGCUGUUAGAUGUCACGAAUGAGUUAUGCAAACAAUAUCUUAUACGAGUUGAUAACAGCAAUUUCGUAAACAAGGGAUCCUCCUUUGAUCAGCUGAAUACCGUGUCUGCGCGUUUUUCCGUCAUCGAAGGGGGAAAAGAAGACGUUUUACAGGUUCUCUCUGAUGUCCAUCACAAAGAGGUAUCACUUGCUCGAGUUUCGGGAAAGAGCAUAAUCGGAGAUUCCGGCUCAAGUGAGGGGCACGCUACCAUUUUUCUUCAGUUGAACACAUUUAACUCCGAAAAUCUCAAGUAUAAACCUGGAGACCAUUUAGCCGUCUUUCCUCGGAACAACCAAGAUAUCAUCCAACGAUUUACUCUACGUCUUAAAAACUGUCCUGCCACUCGAUCACUGAUUCAACUUCAAGUUCAAAACCCCAAUCAAAAAUGGCAAAAUUGGAAGAAAAUUGCACCGUGUACGUUCGAAACUCUGCUCUCUCGAUUCGUGGACUUGACCGGUUCCCCUUCUCAAGAUACACUCCGGCUUUUGGCUUCUUCAGUCAUUGAUCAAACUGAAAAAGCACAACUUAACAUUUUGGCCGAGGAUUCCGCAUCUUACAAACAAUGGGUGUCUUUGGGUUACGCCAAUAUAGUGGAUGUCUUGGAGGAUUUUUCUUCCGUUCGUGUUGACGCAGCCGCUUUGAUCAGCAUUCUUCCCGUUCUACAGCCCCGUUUUUACAGCAUUUCUUCCUCGGCAGCCAUUGUACCGACUGAAAUUCAUCUUACAGCAAGCGUUGUUCGUUGCCUAACGCUGGAUGGGGAAGGACGUGUUUUUAAAGGACUGUGCACUUCAUACCUGGAAGAAAUCCGUCGUGGAGAUUUCGUAGCGUGCUAUUUCAAAUCCAACCCUUCAUUUCAUCUGCCUCUCUAUCCUUCCAAACCAAUGAUUUGGAUCGCUGCUGGUAGCGGGAUUGCUCCUUUUAGAGGAUUCUGGCAACAACGAUGCUUUGAAAAGGGCGUUCCAUUUCACAGCACAUUCACCACAAAAGUAUGGGGAAAAUUCUGGAAGCCCAACAUUCAACAUCAAGCCAGCAAUCGGUAUGGUUCCAUUUACUUGUAUUACGGAUGCAAAGAAAAAGCUCUGCAACCAUUUUCCAGUGAGAUGGAUGCAAUGAUACACCACAAGAUAAUCAGCAGAACUUUUUUUGCGUUUUCCAGGGAAAAAGGAAAGAGCAAGUGCUACGUGCAAGACUUGCUCUGGAAAGACGGCCCACGUGUUUCCGCGCAAAUUUUGAACGAGGGAGCUUACGUAUACGUUUGUGGAAGGUUAGCGAUGGCCGCUCAAGUGGAGAAAACCAUAAUUAAAAUUAUUUGUCAAUACGGCAAUAUAAACCAGGAUGAAGCCGAAAUGGUCUUUAAAAAUCUUAAAGCGGAGGGUCGCUACAAGACUGAUGUAUUCGGAGCAAGCUAAGGUGCCACGGACCACCAAGGCUAGUAGGCCUACACUAUGUAAAUAAAAUGCUUUUAAAAUUU
Daphnia magna is the source of this 3326-nucleotide messenger RNA. RefSeq names its product nitric oxide synthase, brain. Lineage: Eukaryota; Metazoa; Arthropoda; Branchiopoda; Diplostraca; Daphniidae. Gene Ontology annotation, biological process: nitric oxide biosynthetic process. The record is from RefSeq and is a predicted model, not a curated record. Gene Ontology annotation, molecular function: nitric-oxide synthase activity; calmodulin binding; flavin adenine dinucleotide binding.